Messenger RNA from Fusarium subglutinans, 1767 nucleotides. RefSeq lists its product as uncharacterized. The coding region runs from base 1 to 1767 and encodes 588 amino acids. Lineage: Eukaryota; Fungi; Ascomycota; Sordariomycetes; Hypocreales; Nectriaceae. The transcript has a single exon. The record is from RefSeq and is a predicted model, not a curated record.
AUGGCGACGAACAGUGUGACAAAGGCGGGGUCGGCCCCAGGGCUUGAUGUCUUCAAAACUCCAGAGAACCCGACUUUUUAUUCCGCGAACCUGUACCAGAGUCUCGACAAAAGCAAGCAAGAGAUUCGACUCAUCGAACUUUCUACACAAGCUGGCGAUGACGAUAUGCUUGAGUGCAAGUUACUGCCUGCGACGUUAUUGACCGACGCUCGAAAACAGUAUCUUGCUCUGUCAUAUUGUGCAGGAGACCCAGCAGAUACAAAGAAAAUCCUGGUGAAUGGGGUAAGAUGCAACAUUUUUGCGAAUUUGCAUCAUGCGCUGGUACUCGCUCGCCGUUAUUGGACUCGAUCAUCUGGACGAGGACCACUUCGAAUCUGGAUCGAUCAGUUGUGUAUCAAUCAGCACGAUUUGAGGGAGAGGUCACACCAAGUUGGCUUCAUGAGGAAGAUUUACGAGUCCGCAGAACGUACAUUAGCUUGCUUAUCGACAUCAGAAACUAGUGGCGAGGGACUGAAAUGGUUGAACGACCUAUGUGAUGCUUUCCCUUUUCAAGAAGACGAUGGGACAAUACUAUACAACAGAGAAUACAGAUUAGGUACUGAAAAAGGGGCUGAAUUACAAGAGGCAAUCUGGGACACCUCCGAAUUCGAGUGGCCUAGGGACUACAAACUGGAGAAAUGGUUCCACAUAUGUGGCUAUCUCCAGAAACACAUGUUCAUCGAGAAGUUUGUGAACGGGUGGAUUGCGUUCUACGACGUGCUUACUAGCCCGUGGUGGAACCGAGUUUGGAUCUGCCAGGAAUUCCUGGUAUCCAGUCAGCUCACCUUCCUGUUCGGCAACCAUUUCAUUCCAUGGGAAAAGUGCUGGAGAACCAUGGAAGCGUUUUGCGGAACACACAAAAACUACCAGAUAGAUCGGGACGCUUUCCUGGUAUACCUGGGCGUCUCGGUAGGCUCUCCUGAGGAUCGCCAACUUUGCCGCAUCCUCGGCAUGGUCAGCCAAAGAGACCACGUCCGCCAAGUCAAUCACGUUGGGGUGGCCUUGAGGAUGAAGAUUCGCUGGACUGGCAGCAAGGAUAUCAUAGACCUUCUGUCGCAUUCGCGUUCUUGCAAAUCUUCCGAUGAUCGUGAUAGAGUAUAUGCUAUUCUCGGGCUAGCUUCGCCAGGGUAUCGGGUGUUUCCCGACUAUUCACAAGACAUGACCGCAGCGCAGGUCAUGCUUAUGACUACCAAGGCAAUUAUAGACAAGGAAGAUAGCCUGUAUGUCCUUGUAAGCGCUACCAUGUUAGUUCGAUCUAGGAAUCUCGACGUGCCUUCGUGGGUCGUCGACUGGUCUAGUACCGAAGCUUCGGAUAUUCGAAACAACUUUGGGGGCAGGCGAUUCCACCGACUGAACUGGGUGCCACAAGAAUGUCCAGAGCAUAGUUUUGAAACCAUUACAAACACGUUUCAGCACACAGAAGCGCACAUCCUGAGGGUUUAUGGAACAUUCGUCACAAAAGUACAGCGCAUUCCAGCAGUAUGGCCGCAGGCGGAAUUCGCUGGGGCCCAAGGAUUUCAUGGCAGCGCUCUUGUCAAUAUCUCAGAUGGAGAUGAACUAUGGAUCUUGCGUGGGCUUGGAGUACCCAUUAUCCUAAGGCCAUAUCGUGAUGGUUACCUGGCGAUUAGUUGUGCCUUUCUCGUAGGGCCGAAUGGCGAGGGGUUUGGGACACCGGUGAUAUCGACUGAAGAGAUUAGGGCUAAUAGGAGUCGCAUCAUAUUAUACUAG